Molecule: messenger RNA, 1649 nt
Organism: Indicator indicator
Lineage: Eukaryota; Metazoa; Chordata; Aves; Piciformes; Indicatoridae
Gene: PLRG1
Product: pleiotropic regulator 1
Exons: 15
Coding region: 13-1560 (515 amino acids)
Biological process (GO): mRNA splicing, via spliceosome
Cellular component (GO): precatalytic spliceosome; Prp19 complex; catalytic step 2 spliceosome
Molecular function (GO): protein binding
Source: RefSeq, a predicted model, not a curated record
UUCACUGGCGCCAUGGUGGAGGAAGUUCAGAAGCAUUCCGUACACACACUUGUGUUCAGAUCUUUGAAGAGAACCCAUGAUAUGUUUGUAGCUGAUAAUGCCAAGCCUAUCCCAUUAGAUGAAGAAAGUCACAAAGUGAAGAUGGCAGUCAAGCUGCGUACAGAGUAUGGCUCAGUGUUACACAUGCCCACGCUUAAGGAAAACUUGAGAGAGAAAGGCCCAAACACGGGAGAUCCUUAUGGACACAAGCAAUAUUCUGGAAAUCAAGGACAAGAACUUGAGUAUUUGAUAACUGGCACACAUCCAUACCCACCUGGGCCUGGUGUGGCUCUGACAGCAGAUACUAAGGUCCAGAGGAUGCCUAGUGAGUCUGCAGCACAGUCCUUAGCUGUUGCACUUCCUGCUUCUCAGGCCAGGAUGGAUGCAAAUCGGACAGCUGCUGGUGUGGGUGAUAUUUACAGACAUGCUGGAAUACCUGAACGUUCACAGCCUCCUGGGAUGUCUGUGGCUAUGGUGGAAGCUGGUGGAAACAAAAACUCUGCAUUAAUGGCAAAGAAGGCUCCAACCAUGCCCAAACCCCAGUGGCAUCCACCUUGGAAACUGUACAGAGUUAUCAGUGGUCACCUGGGCUGGGUAAGAUGUAUUGCAGUAGAACCAGGAAAUCAGUGGUUUGUUACUGGCUCUGCUGACAGAACCAUAAAGAUUUGGGACCUUGCUAGCGGCAAAUUGAAAUUGUCUUUGACGGGACACAUCAGUACUGUUCGAGGGGUGAUAGUAAGUGCAAGAAGUCCAUACCUCUUUUCUUGUGGAGAAGACAAACAAGUGAAAUGUUGGGAUCUCGAAUACAAUAAGGUUAUCAGACAUUACCAUGGUCAUCUAAGUGCUGUCUAUGGUUUAGACUUGCAUCCAACAAUAGAUGUACUGGUAACGUGUAGCAGAGAUUCUACAGCACGAAUCUGGGAUGUAAGGACAAAAGCCAGUGUGCACACACUAUCAGGACACACGAAUGCAGUAGCAACAGUGAAAUGCCAAGCUGCAGAACCACAAAUUAUUACAGGCAGUCACGAUACUACCAUACGGCUCUGGGAUUUAGUGGCAGGAAAAACUCGUGUUACCUUAACAAAUCACAAGAAGUCUGUACGAGCAGUAGUCCUCCAUCCAAGACAUUACACAUUUGCAUCUGGUUCUCCAGAUAAUAUUAAGCAGUGGAAAUUCCCAGAUGGAAACUUCAUUCAGAACCUCUCUGGUCACAAUGCUAUUAUUAAUACAUUGGCUGUCAAUUCUGAUGGUGUUCUGGUCUCAGGAGCUGAUAAUGGUACUAUGCAUCUUUGGGACUGGAGAACUGGAUACAAUUUCCAGAGAGUGCAUGCAGCUGUACAGCCAGGUUCUUUGGACAGUGAAUCAGGAAUAUUUGCCUGUGUUUUUGACCAGUCAGAAAGCAGAUUGCUAACUGCCGAAGCUGAUAAAACCAUAAAAGUAUACAAAGAAGAUGAUACUGCGACUGAAGAAACUCAUCCUGUCAGCUGGAAACCAGAAAUUAUCAAGAGGAAGCGAUUUUAGUACAGCAGCAUAUCUGUGCUGUAAUUUUGUUUUGGUUUUCCUGACAGCAUUCAGUCACAUUUUGCUCUGCCUAGAGCAGCAGAGCAGGA